AUGAUUACUUACUGUUUCAGAGGAAUAUCGUCAAGAAUAGCAGUUGCGAUGUGGUGGUUUUUCUCGCUCAUCAUGACUAGUUCUUACACAGCUAAUCUUGCAGCUUUUUUGACCAAAGCCAAUUCAGAACCACCAAUCGAUGGAGCUGAAGCUCUCUCUAAGCAAACUAAAAUAAAAUAUGGCCUUUUAACAGGAGGAUCCACUGAGUCUUUUUUCCGCAACUCAAAUUUCUCCACUUACCAAAGGAUGUGGUUGAAUAUGCAACAAUUCAGGCCCAGUGUUUUUGAAGACACUAACCAACGUGGCGUUGUUAGAGUUAACACCACAAAAAAUUCCCUGUACGCUUUUUUGAUGGAGUCCACACAAAUUGAGUAUGAGAUUGAAACUAACUGUCACUUGAAACAAAUUGGGGAUUGGUUGGAUUCUAAAAGUUACGGCAUAGCAAUGCCAAUGAAUUCUCCUUACAGGGGUGCUAUAAAUAUGGCAGUGUUGACCAUGCAGGAAUCGGGAGCACUCGCAGAACUCAAACAAAAAUGGUGGAAAAAAAUGAGAAAAGAACCAUCCUGUGAUUCAAUGGAUGCCGGUGAAGAUGAAGACUCAGGCAAGUUGGCCUUGGCAAAUGUUGGUGGUGUUUUCUUAGUGUUAUAUAUUGGAUUAGCUUUGGCAUGUUUUAUAUCGUCAAUAGAGUUUUUAUGGAAUGUGAGGAACGUCUCAGUGGAGGAACAC
Leptinotarsa decemlineata (Colorado potato beetle) is the source of this 726-nucleotide messenger RNA. Its product is annotated as glutamate receptor ionotropic, kainate 2. Gene Ontology annotation, molecular function: ligand-gated monoatomic ion channel activity; signaling receptor activity. Gene Ontology annotation, biological process: monoatomic ion transport. The record is from RefSeq and is a predicted model, not a curated record. Lineage: Eukaryota; Metazoa; Arthropoda; Insecta; Coleoptera; Chrysomelidae. Gene Ontology annotation, cellular component: membrane.